AUAUGUAUUUGUGUGUGUGUAAAUAUAUAUAUAAAUAAAUAUAUAUCUAUGAAUUUAUACAUAUCACUGUGAACACGGCGUGGCACGAAGAGAUUUCUACCGUCAGGGCUGGUCUCUGAUUGUUUGAUCUGUAUACAAUAUUUUCACUAUUUUUUUUCCCUGAUCUUUACGUCAAGAAGAGGAAGAUUACUUCCCCCCCCUCCCAUUCUCCGGUUUUUUUUUUCCGUCUGCAGUGGAGAGGCUGGAAGAAGGAAAGCAGCGGGACAGAGUCCUGUGAUUUGGUUUAUCGCUGUCCGGCGGUGUCGUUAUUAGGGCUAAUAACAAGCGCGCCGUGCGUGAUCUGAGCCGCCCCUGCCAGCAUGCACAAACACCACCACUGCUGCAAGUGCCCGGAAUGCUACGAGGUGACCCGCAUGGCCGCCCUGCGCCGGAUGGACGCCCCCUCCUACGGCGACUGGCAGCCGGACCCAUACGGAUACCCGGCUGGGUACAGCGGCGGGCAGGCCAUGCCUCCCCCGGCUUCGGGGGGAGGAGGAGGUGGGGGAGGAGGCACCCUCGGGAGAAGUAAGGGCAAGAUGAUGUCCGCUGGGGGUCCCGGGGGCCCCAACCCCAAGGGCCAGUCCAAGGGCGGCCCCAAGGUGAACGGCAACAGUGCGGGCGGGCAAGGAGGAUGGUGGCCGGAGUGCACCUGUUCCAACAGGGACUGGUACGACCAGGCGAACCCUCCCCCCAUCAUCGUCAAUGCAGACUCCUUGGAUGCAGGCCCUUAUGUGAAUGGCAGUGAUGGGAUGUAUAAAUAUGAAGAAAUCAUUUUGGAAAGGGGCAACUCUGGCCUGGGCUUCAGCAUCGCCGGAGGGAUGGACAAUCCGCACAUUCCGGACGACCCCGGAAUCUUCAUCACUAAGAUCAUCCCCGGCGGAGCGGCAGCCAUGGACGGCAGGCUGGGGGUGAACGACUGCGUUCUGCGGGUUAACGAGGUGGACGUGUCAGAGGUAGUCCACAGUAGGGCGGUGGAGGCCCUGAAGGAGGCGGGGCCUGUGGUCAGGCUGCUGGUGCGGAGGAGGCAAGCCCCACCCGAGACCAUCCUGGAGGUCAACCUUCUCAAGGGGCCAAAGGGGCUGGGGUUCAGCAUCGCUGGGGGGAUCGGUAACCAGCACAUCCCCGGAGACAACAGCAUCUACAUCACCAAGAUUAUCGAGGGCGGGGCUGCACAGAAGGACGGGCGUCUGCAGACAGGGGACCGCCUGCUGGCUGUGAACAACAUCAUUCUGCAGGACGUGCGUCACGAGGAGGCGGUGGCGGCCCUGAAGAACACCUCCGACAUGGUGUACCUGAAGGUGGCCAAACCCGGGACCGUGCACCUCAACGACAUGUACGCCCCACCGGACUACUCCAGCAGCCUCGCCCUCCCUCCAGCCUUCCCCACCAUGGUCGAUAACCACGUCAGCCACAACUCAAGCAUGGCCUACAUGGGAGGGGUGGAGCCCAAGUCAGUCUACCCGCCCCCGCAGGUGACGCCCUCCAGGUACUCCCCGAUCCCUCGUCACAUGCUGGGGGAGGACGACUUCACCAGGGCCGAGCCCAUUUACAGUGUCAUCCACAAACCCCUGGAGGACAGCGUCCCUCCCUCCCCCCACUUCUACAGCGGGGCCCCUCGGGACGCGGGCUUCUGUCCCGUACCCGCUGCCUUGCGCCAGGGCCCGAUGCCCUACUCCGGCAGGGAGCCACGGAAGGUCGUGCUCCACAAGGGCUCCACGGGGCUGGGCUUCAACAUCGUCGGGGGGGAGGACGGCGAGGGGAUCUUCGUCUCCUUCAUCCUGGCGGGGGGCCCGGCCGACCUGAGCGGAGAGCUGAGGAGGGGGGACCGCAUCCUUUCGGUGAAUGGUGUGAACCUGCGGAAUGCCACACACGAGCAGGCCGCCGCCGCGCUCAAGAGGGCGGGACAGACGGUCACCAUCAUCGCCCAGUUCCGACCAGAAGAGUACAGCCGCUUCGAGUCCAAGAUCCACGACCUGCGGGAGCAGAUGAUGAACAGCAGCAUGAGCUCGGGCUCCGGCUCCCUGCGCACCAGUGAGAAGCGCUCGCUCUACGUCAGGGCUCUGUUUGACUACGACCGCACCCGGGACAGCUGCCUGCCCAGCCAGGGCCUCAGCUUCUCGUACGGGGACAUCCUGCACGUCAUCAACGCCUCCGACGACGAGUGGUGGCAGGCCAGGCUGGUCACGCCCCACGGGGAGAGCGAGCAGAUCGGGGUGAUUCCCAGCAAGAAGAGAGUGGAGAAGAAAGAGCGCGCCAGGUUAAAAACGGUCAAGUUCCAUGCCAGGACGGGCAUGAUCGAGUCCAACAGGUCAGUCAAAGUAAAGCGUAAAAAGAGCUUCAACCUCUCGCGCAAGUUCCCGUUUUACAAGAGCAAGGAGAAUAUUGUGGAGUGUGUGGAGACUGAACAAUGCUUGACGUCCAACACGAGCGACAGCGAAAGCAGCUCCAAAGGGCAGGAAGACACGAUCCUGUCCUACGAGCCCGUGAUUCGACAGGAGAUUCAUUACACAAGACCUGUGAUCAUCCUGGGACCCAUGAAGGACAGAGUAAACGAUGACCUCAUCUCAGAGUUCCCUCACAAGUUUGGGUCUUGUGUACCACACACCACCCGGCCCAGGCGGGAGAACGAGAUGGACGGCCAGGACUACCACUUUGUGGCCUCGCGAGAGCAGAUGGAGAAGGACAUUCAGGAUAACAAGUUCAUCGAGGCCGGCCAGUUCAACGAGAACCUCUACGGGACCAGCGUCCUGUCCGUCCGAGCUGUGGCAGAGAGGGGUAAACACUGUAUCCUGGAUGUGUCCGGGAAUGCCAUAAAGCGAUUGCAGCAAGCACAACUCUACCCAAUCGCCAUUUUCAUCAAGCCAAAAUCCAUCGAAGCCCUAAUGGAAUUGAACAAGAGGCAGACAUACGAGCAAGCCAAUAAAGUCUUCGACAAGGCAAUGAAGCUGGAACAGGAGUUUGGCGAGUAUUUCACAGCAAUUGUACAGGGUGACUCGCUAGAGGAGCUCUACAGCAAAAUCAAGCUGAUCAUUGAAGAACAGUCGGGACCGUACAUCUGGAUCCCCUCCCCAGAGAAGCUCUGAGCAUCCUGUACCCUGCGGCCAUGAGGAGUUCCCCCCCCAAUCCCUCCCUUUUUACAGAUAUGUUUCAUAUCCAGUUUUAUUGUCAUCAUUCUGUUAACUCUCAAAUGAAAGUCUUAUCACCAUUUCUGUGACUGUGCACACCCCUGCAUGAGUUUCUCAACAAAAAUCCAUUCAAGACUGGAAAAAAAUGUCAUUCCAAGUGAAUUUUUAUCAUUUAAAACAAACAAAAAAAGGGAAAAAAAAACAAAAUGAAUCAGUUCAUGACAGCGGAUGGAUGGCGAAGAUCAGAAUGUCUUAAAAAGGCGCUGAAGUGGGAUUUGAGAAUUUGGGAUUUGCAGGGGGAGGAGACAAAACAGUACAAGCUGGAACUAUUUGUAAAUGUUUAUAAACGUGUGCAUUAAAGACAUGGAAGAUGAGAA
This is a messenger RNA of Megalops cyprinoides (Indo-Pacific tarpon), 3541 nucleotides long. It is a transcript of the gene dlg3, whose product is annotated as discs, large homolog 3 (Drosophila). Gene Ontology annotation, biological process: chemical synaptic transmission. The record is from RefSeq and is a predicted model, not a curated record. Gene Ontology annotation, molecular function: kinase binding. The transcript has 22 exons. NCBI's taxonomy places the organism in Eukaryota, Metazoa, Chordata, Actinopteri, Elopiformes, Megalopidae. The coding region runs from base 360 to 3122 and encodes 920 amino acids. Gene Ontology annotation, cellular component: neuron projection; neuromuscular junction; postsynaptic density membrane.